Messenger RNA from Caenorhabditis remanei, 801 nucleotides. RefSeq lists its product as uncharacterized. NCBI's taxonomy places the organism in Eukaryota, Metazoa, Nematoda, Chromadorea, Rhabditida, Rhabditidae. Gene Ontology annotation, molecular function: protein binding. The record is from RefSeq and is a predicted model, not a curated record. Bases 1 to 801 code for a protein of 266 amino acids. The transcript has 7 exons.
AUGCUGAAAAUCGAAGCCGUUACUCAUGCAGCUGAAAAUAAUAUGAUAUUCGUAUUCAGCUUGUCGAGACCUUUCAGAAAAGACACCGGCGAGCAAAUCAGAAUGGAAAUCCGCGGAAUGAGUCGUCCCGAGUCAGUCCUUCAACUCGCUCGUAAAUUCGGCGAGAUCUCCGCCGCACAGGACAACGAAAUCCAUAAAUCUCGUCUUUCGCUGAAACUCGGCAAGGAGAACACAACGAAACCCAUCAUCAAUCGCUCACUAUCAAUGCAAUCGAAAAGUGGUCCGCCCACUCCGAUUAGACAUGCCGCCCCUAUAAUAACCACCUACACACUUCCAAGCCGUCCAACUGUCGGAGGAAUCGCUAGUCUCAAGUCAGAACCCAAAAUGUCACGUCCGAACAUGUUCAAACAGAUGGAGAAGGUUGGAGCGAACCCAACCUCCACUGCGCCUCCACGUCAACUCAAUCCAAACUCCAUCAAGGACGCUCUCCUCCGUUGGAUUCAGAACAGAGUUGCAGGGUAUCCGAAUGUAAACGUGACCAACUUCUCUUCGUCUUGGGCUGACGGCAUGGCGUUCUGUGCUCUUAUCCAUCGCUUCGCUCCACAUUCAUUCGACUUCUCGAAGUUGGACCCAAAGAAUAGAAGACAGAAUUUUGAUUUGGCUUUCAAAGUGGCAGAAGACAACGGAAUCUUUCCCCUUCUGGAAGUCGACGACAUGAUCAUGAUGGGUGAUCGUCCAGACUGGAAGUGCGUCUUCACCUACGUUCAAUCUUUCUACAAACAAUUCCGUGAUCAUCCUUAA